This is a messenger RNA of Eurypyga helias (sunbittern), 2916 nucleotides long. It is a transcript of the gene ODAD2, whose product is annotated as armadillo repeat containing 4. The annotation marks the transcript as partial. The transcript is spliced from 18 exons. NCBI's taxonomy places the organism in Eukaryota, Metazoa, Chordata, Aves, Eurypygiformes, Eurypygidae. The record is from RefSeq and is a predicted model, not a curated record. Gene Ontology annotation, molecular function: protein binding.
CCUUUGAUACCAGCCGAGACCAUGGGAGCUGCCUUGGCAAGAGCGACGCAGUGGGCUGCUGCUGGGUCUGGAACUGGAACGCUUGAAAUCACCCCUUUGAAUGAAUCUCUUUUAAAUCACAUUAUUAAGUUUGCAGAGGACUUCAGCAGUAGACAUCCUCAGGAAGCGGCGUUUGUCUUCAGAGAGCCCCUUGAGUGGAAAACGCAACUGGGCUGUUCAGUAUUUGGAGAGGGUUAUGAGAUCAAUGGAGACACUGUUCAGUCUGAAGCCAAAAGUAAAGAUGGCCAACCAUUGCUUCUCCUCACAGCUUCAACUCUCAGAGUUCGCAGUUUCGACCAGCUGUCCAGUGUGCUACAAAUUGCUAUGGAAAAAAAGUUAAAGGAAGCACAGGCAUGCCUUGAAGCUAACAGAGAUCCUAUAGUGAAAAUUCUUGGCCCUGAAUAUGGGACCGUUGAAGGAGAAGACAUGUCCGUGUUGCGUUUACUUGGCAAAGUGAAAGAAGAUGAUGACCCUGAAACAGAGAUGAAAAUGAAAAUCAGUCAUCUUCUUCAGCAGCUGGAUUUGCAACUGCUUAAUAGUUCUUUGAAACACAUUUCACAAGAUGUAAGACUAAAUCCAGCUGCUGUAAAUAAUGAAGUGAAUCUUCUCAAGAAUUUCUCUGGGAAAGGAGAAGAUACUGUGCUGGAAUCACUGGAAUAUACAUCAGAUUACACGUUCUCUAAUGGAUGCCGAGCUCCUCCCUGGAGACAAGUGCAUGGAGAAAUUUGUUAUUUAGUCGUCAAACCGCAUGACACUGAUCCUUUGUAUAUCACUUGCAGCACAGCAGGAGUGUUUUUAAAUGGAGGUCAGCUGAAGGGUAAAGAUGACAUUGACUAUGAAAGAAAAAGUGAUGUGUAUAAAGAUAUUGUCACAUUUUUAAGGGACAGAUCACCUAGAUUUGCAGAAAAUAUGGCUAAACAGGAAUAUGAUUUUUUCAAAGAACCGACAUAUGAGAGGAAUUAUCAGCGUAUGGAAGUAGUUGAUGCUAAGGUCUCUGGCCAAUCCCAGAACCUUUAUGAUUUUACAGAAAAGAAUAACUCUGUUCUGAUUUCGUGUUUUCCCAGUUCGUUGUUCAUGGAGGAAGAAGAAUAUCUGAAGGAAAGUAAAACAUCAGGCAGGUUUGAAGAUGUUAGUGAAAGUUCCUCAGAGACUGAGGAAGAUGAAGAACACCCCUUACGUCAUCAGGAAGGAAACACUGAUUUGCCAUCAGAAUACUGGGGAAUUCAGAAACUUGCAAAAUAUUUAAAGGGAGGUAAUCCAACAGCUACUGUGAUUGCUUUGUGUUCAAUGAGAGAUUUCAAUUUGGCUCAAGAAACAUGUCAGCUGGCCAUCAGAGAUACUGGAUGUCUUGAAGUGUUAAUUAAUUUACUUGAUACAGAAGAAAUUAAAUGUCAGAUUGGUUCAUUAAAAAUCCUGAAGGAGAUUAGUCAACAUACACUGAUCAGACAUGCAAUUGCAGAUCUUGGGGGCUUACAGAUCAUGGUGAAAAUACUGGACUCUCCAGAUAAAGUUCUGAAAUGUUUGGCAGCUGAAACAAUUGCUAACAUUGCUCGAUUUAAACAAGCACGAAGAACAGUAAGGCAGCAUGGAGGAAUCAGGAGAUUGGUUGGGCUGCUGGAAUGUGUUUCAGUGGGAUCAACCAGUCUAACACCACAUCAAGGAAAAGAUACUGAAAUAGCACGCUGUGGGGCUUUGGCACUCUGGAGCUGCAGCAAAAGCAUCAGAAAUAAAGAAGCAAUCCGUAAAGCUGGUGGCAUUCCAUUAUUAGCGAGAUGGCUCAAAUGUUCACAUGCAGACAUCUUAACACCAGUAGUGGGGACACUACAAGAAUGUGCCUCAGAGCCAAGCUACAGACUUGCAAUAAGGACAGAAGGAAUGAUUGAGUAUCUUGUGAAAAAUCUGAGUAGUGAACAUGAGGAGCUUCAGAUGCAUUGUGCAAGUGCCAUAUUUAAGUGCGCAGAAGAUAAAGAAAUACGUGACUUGGUUAGACAGCAUGGAGGUCUAAAACCGCUGUCUGUUCUGCUUGGUAACUCUGAAAACAAACGACUUCUAGCAGCAGUGACGGGAGCAAUCUGGAAAUGUGCAAUCAGUGGAGAAAAUGUGUCCAAAUUUCAGGAAUAUAAAGUCAUAGAAACUUUGGUAGGACUGCUCACUGACCAGCCUGAAGAAGUUCUUGUAAAUAUUGUUGGAGCACUGGGAGAAUGUUGCCAAGAGCCAAUAAAUCGAAGUAUUAUCCGUAAAUGUGGUGGAAUACCACCUCUGGUCAACUUACUUACUGGAACUGAUCAGGCCCUACUUGUGAAUGUCACCAAAGCCGUGGGAGCUUGUGCAACAGAACCUGAAAAUAUGAUGAUAAUUGACCGUCUAGAUGGAGUUCGUUUGUUAUGGUCAUUGUUGAAAAAUCCUAAUCCAGAUGUUCAAGCAAGUGCAGCUUGGGCUAUUUGUCCUUGCAUUGAAAAUGCUAAGGAUGCUGGGGAAAUGGUUCGAUCCUUUGUUGGUGGCUUGGAACUGAUAGUCAAUUUGCUAAAGUCAAAGAACAAAGAAGUUUUAGCAAGCGUGUGUGCAGCCAUUACAAAUAUAGCUAAAGAUGAAGAAAAUUUAGCAGUUAUAACAGAUCAUGGAGUCAUCCCUCUGUUGUCCAAACUCACAAACACAAACAAUGACAAAUUAAGACGUCACUUAGCAGAAGCCAUUUCCUACUGUUGCAUUUUGGGAAGCAAUAGAGUUACCUUUGGAGAGACCAAGGCUGUAGCUCCAUUAGUACGCUACUUGAAGUCAAAUGAUCCAUCAGUUCACAGAGCUACAGCUCAGGCUUUAUACCAACUUUCAGAGGAUCCCAACAACUGUAUCACCAUGCAUGGAAAUGGAGUGGUGAAG